AUGACCAGUGGUGUUCCUGUGUUUCAGUACUGGAUCAACGAGUUCACCUCCAAUCUAGGAAUUGGAGUCUUUCACUCUGGGAUGGAGAUCUAUGGCAGAGAGUUUGCCUAUGGAGGACACCAAUAUCCAUUUUCAGGAAUAUUUGAGAUAACUCCAGGGGAUGCCACAGAACUCGGGGAGACAUUCAAAUUCAAAGAGGCCAUUGUCCUGGGCAGCACAGACUUCACUGAGGAGGAUGUGGAGCGCAUCAUGGAGGAGCUGGGGAAAGAGUACAAGGGGAACGCCUACCAUCUCAUACACAAGAACUGUAACCACUUCUCUUCAGCCCUGUCGGAGAUCCUGUGUGGCAGGGAGAUCCCUCGCUGGGUGAACCGGCUGGCCUACUUCAGCUCUUGUGUGCCCUUCCUGCAGAGCUGCCUGCCCAUGGAGUGGCUGACCACGGCUGCCCUGCAGUCCAGCAUCAGCCAGGAGCUCCAGGCAGAGCUGGAGGAGGCAGAGGAUGCCUCCGCCUCCAUAAACUCCAUGCCUUCCCUCGCCUCUCCUUCCCCCUCCGGGCCCAGGGUUCCCCGACAUCAUCCCCGCUGACAGGACUGGCAGACUUGGGGUGAAGGCUACUGCCUCGGAGUACUGUUGUGUUUUUACACAUAGUAAAACAACAUUCAGAUCAUGUUUUGUGGCAUUUCUUGAUUUUCAAGGCCUUUAUUUUCUAUACUCAGGACUCUGAAAAAUACUUUGAAUAUUGUUAUUUUUUCACUAAUAGCUUCUUUUUAUUUUUCUAACACUUUAGUCAUCACCGAGUGCAUUUGUAAUCCUCUCUUUAAAUAGAGCUUUUGUUUACAACAUGUUUGUGGGUGAGUGUUUUACAACCACCUGGGCCAAACCCUCUCCACACUUUUCUUACGACACACACAGCUGAUGUCUACACCCGUGGCAGCCGUGCCUGAAGAUUUUUACUGUACCUGCUCGUUGAGCUCUGCACUGUUUCUCUAUAGUUUACCUGUUUCUGUCUUUGUCAAGCAGCGGACUCCUUAACCUAGAAUAACUAACACAGUUUUAGAGUCUUCUGUGUAACUGACAAGAUUUGUA
Salvelinus namaycush (lake trout) is the source of this 1086-nucleotide messenger RNA. Its product is annotated as deubiquitinase DESI2-like. Gene Ontology annotation, molecular function: deubiquitinase activity. The transcript is spliced from 4 exons. Gene Ontology annotation, biological process: protein deubiquitination. Bases 1 to 585 code for a protein of 194 amino acids. The record is from RefSeq and is a predicted model, not a curated record. Lineage: Eukaryota; Metazoa; Chordata; Actinopteri; Salmoniformes; Salmonidae.